CCUGCAGGUUGCUGAUAAUACAACCGGACUGAUGGACGCCUUGCGUUCAUGAUAUUGCGACCAAUACUACAUCACUUUUAGAUCUCUGCGUAGUAAUGUCUAUCAACGAUCUACCUAGACAUGCCUAUGUAGGCCGACCCUUCUGCUAUAUAGCGAGACGAUUGUUCUCUGCAUAGACUAGAACAGGAAAUAUCAUCGAAUCACCGGGUCGGAUCGUCGAAUUCCAGGAUAAUCCAGCAUGGACCAACUAUGUAUCUCUUGUGCUUGCAAGAUCAUCCCGGCAUCAAGUACACUACUACCUGAUGCAUCAGGCCUUGAAGACAUAGCUGCACUCGAGGCCUAUCGACCUAGUGUGCUCUUUGGGGAUCUUGACACAGCACACGAUGACUCGCAAACCGCACAAUUUCCAUGGAACAUAGAGGACUCUUGGUCGACCAAACUUUGGCAAGACUGUCCAAAUUUGACAGAUUCUUCGCUCAGAUCUCCACGAUUCCCAGCGAUCAACCAUGUACCUUAUGGCGAGAACCUUGGCCGCAAGGAAGACUACUUGGAUAUCCCGGCGUCUCCCUCUUAUAGUGUCAUAGAGACUAGCAGGCCGCCAUCCCUUGGUGUCAGGAAGCCUGCGACAAGUAGCAGCGUUGAUUACCGAUGUUACGAACAUGGAUGCGGAGGGCGACGGUUCUCUUCGUCAGAAAACUACAGGCGUCAUAUGCGAGAGCGCAGCCGCUCCGAUGCGACAACAUGCCCUUUCUGCUUCACUCUCUUCACGCGCAAAAGCAACAGGGAUAAUCAUGUGCGUAAAAGGAGGUGUAAAGGCUGGAAUAAGGUGUCAUCUGAGAGAGUCGACGCGCCGUCAAGUACCCAGUUGACGAGUGUUCGCCUCAAAAACACUACAAAGCCACUGACAUAAAGUAAGCGUUGGUUCUGGGCAACGGAUGUAUUUGGGUGAUGUGCAGGUUUGCAUCAUUAGACAGGUGUGAGCGAUUGGAGUGUCUGGUAGACAUAUUAAGUCAUCUUGUUGAUGGAAGUUGACUCUGACUCAGUUUCAGUCCCAUAGAGGUGUCUAUCAUACUUGAUGCAGAAAUAAGU
Molecule: messenger RNA, 1089 nt
Organism: Alternaria alternata
Lineage: Eukaryota; Fungi; Ascomycota; Dothideomycetes; Pleosporales; Pleosporaceae
Exons: 1
Coding region: 239-910 (223 amino acids)
Source: RefSeq, a predicted model, not a curated record